AUCACUCACGAUAAACAAAAACAUGUUGAUCAGGCAAAUGAAUUUCUAUCAGGGACGAUGAAAAAUAUACAAGUAAACUUGGCAGAAAAACAUACAAGAUUUCAAAAAGUGAACAUUUUAGAGCUCGAAAUAACUAAAAUAAGAGAAGAAAUCGCACGAGAUCGUCAGGAAAUCGAUAAAUUAAAACGAAAUCUUCAAACGCGACGUCAAGUUUUACAAGAUUCUCUCGCCUAUUUUAAAAAGUUUAAAUCUCAUCAACAAGCUUUAAUUACGAAGGACAUUGAUAAUACAAAAGAAAGAAAAGUCUUGAUCGGUGAAAUUGUUUCAUUGUUUGACUUAAAAAGGAUAUCAAGUCAGGAAAAUCAUAAUAUUAGAACUAGAGAGAAUGAUGCCAUGUCAGAGAAUGGCCGUAUAGUAGCAAAUGGUAUUGGUGACGAUGAUUGUGAACAUGCAAUUGCUG
Molecule: messenger RNA, 460 nt
Organism: Racocetra fulgida
Lineage: Eukaryota; Fungi; Glomeromycota; Glomeromycetes; Diversisporales; Gigasporaceae
Source: the annotation of a GenBank genome assembly